Molecule: messenger RNA, 2007 nt
Organism: Aspergillus ruber CBS 135680
Lineage: Eukaryota; Fungi; Ascomycota; Eurotiomycetes; Eurotiales; Aspergillaceae
Product: putative terminal deoxynucleotidyl transferase
Exons: 1
Coding region: 1-2007 (668 amino acids)
Biological process (GO): double-strand break repair via nonhomologous end joining
Cellular component (GO): nucleus
Molecular function (GO): DNA-directed DNA polymerase activity; DNA binding
Source: RefSeq, a predicted model, not a curated record
AUGUCAGGCUCAACCCUCGCCUACUCCCGCUCCCAAGAUGCCCCCCUCACACAAACACCAACCUUCACCUCCUCUCCUCCAAUAUUCGUCCUACCUACCCACCUAACCCUAAACGAGUUACAUCGGAUAGAAGAUAUCCUGGGCAACCGCGGCGCGAGACUUACAUAUGAUAUCUCCGAAGCUAGAUUGGUGAUAGGCAAGGUAGGGCAGAAGAAGAGAGCGGCGUUGGAGUUGAGGGGCAGGGGGGUUUUGACGGAGGAGGUUUCUGCAUCGGGGGAAGGGGAGGGAGAUAGGGAGCCGCCGGUUAAGAGGAGGCGCGUUGGUAAUCAUGAUGAGGAUGGGAACGGUGUUGGGCAAUUACAAGAUGGAGAUGUUAGUACUGAGAGUGAGGGCGAGGAGGAUGGGAUGGAGAGUCAGCAUAAUCCCGGGAGGCAUUUGCGGAAGAAGUCUGUAUCUGUUGCUUCAACUUCAACAGCUGGCUCAGAACAAGGGAAAAAUGUUAUCAAAAUUGUCAAGCUACAAUGGCUCGAGAAGUCAAUAGAAGCCCAAGAACUGCUCCCCAUAGACCCAUACCUCGUCUAUCAAGCGCGCAUAAUCGACCCUCCCACCACUACAAAACCAACCACAGCAUCCGACAUAAUACAACGAGCCCGAAAAGACGCACUAUUCAAACCCCCAGUAACACUGGCAUCUCACUUCCAUACCUGCCGCCAAAAAGAUAUCCCGGACAACAUCCCCAGCCAAACCCACCCCAUCCCAAAACUCUACCGCCAAACAACCUCCGAACAUGACGAAAUCAUUCCCCUUCCCCCCGUCCCAGACUGGGUUAAGAACCGUGUCAUGUACGCCUGCAUGCGCUCUGCACCCCUCCACCCCCCAAAUGAACGCUUCAUCGACCAACUGGUCAAAAUCCGUAAAACCCGCGACCUAACCCUUGACGAAAUCGGCGUCCGCGCAUACAGCACCUCCAUCGCAGCCAUAGCCGCAUAUCCAUACCAUUUCAGCCGCCCCUCGCAAAUCCUCCUUCUCCCAGGCUGCGACGCCAAAAUCGCAAACCUGUUCGCUGAAUUCCAGUUUAGCGAAAACAAAACCUGCCAAUCAGCAAACCUCCUAGACACAGACCCGGAUCUCAAGAUCCUCCAACUAUUCAACAACAUUUGGGGUGUAGGCGCCAAAACUGCGCGAGACUUCUACUACACCCGCCAAUGGCGUGAUCUCGACGAUAUAGUCGAAUACGGUUGGUCAGCUCUCUCUCGCGUCCAGCAAAUCGGCGUGAAAUACUACGACGAGUUCCUAGAAGGCGUGCCCCGCUCUGAAACAGCACACAUCGCAUCAACAAUCCAGCGCCAUGCGAACCUCGUCCGCCCAGGUGCAGACUACGACGGCCACGGCGUGGAAUAUAUCAUCGUAGGCGGGUAUCGGCGGGGGAAAGCAGUCAGCGGAGAUGUAGAUAUUAUACUUAGCCAUCGCGAUGAAGCCGUUACUAAGAACCUCGUCGUUGAUCUGGUGAGUAGCCUCGAGAACGAAGGGUGGAUUACACAUACACUAGCACUGCAUAUGACGACUUCGAAUCGAGAGCAACAAACCCUCCCCUAUCGCGGCGACGAUAAUUUCCCAGGUCGCCAUUUCGAUACCCUCGAUAAAGGACUCGUCGUCUGGCAGGAUCCUCACUUCCCUGACCCUGACCCUCAGUCAGAUACUGGUGGUCAAAAGAAACGAAAUCCCAACAUCCACCGCCGCGUCGACAUCAUCAUCUCGCCUUGGCGCACCGUCGGGUGCGCAGUACUCGGGUGGUCUGGCGAUACAACCUUCGAGCGGGAUUUAAGGCGAUAUGCGAAAAAGGCGCAUGGGUGGAAGUUUGAUUCGAGUGGUGUGAGGGCGCGGACGAGUGGGGGCCAUGUGCUGGAUUUGGAGAGGGGUGGAAGGACUUGGGAGGAGAGGGAGAGGAUGGUUAUGGAGGGGUUGGGGGUUGGGUUUAGGGGGGCUGAGGAGCGGUGUUCAAGGUGA